AUGCGGCGGUUUUUGUGUCGCUUCCUCAGAUUCACAGAGUUCCUUCAGCCCUUUGAGAGAGUGAUCCAGCCAGAGGAGCUGUGGCUCUACAAAAAUCCCUUGGUGGAGUCGGACCACAUCCCCAAGAGGGUCAUGUUCGCGAUUUCAUUUCUCACUCCGUUGGCUGUGAUAUUUGUGGUGAAGAUCAUUCAGCGGACAGAUAAGACAGAAAUCAAGGAGGCGUGUCUAGCUGUCUCACUUGCUCUGGCUUUGAAUGGAGUCUUCACAAACACUAUCAAGUUGAUAGUUGGCAGGCCCAGGCCAGACUACUAUCAGCGCUGUUUCCCAGAUGGACAGGUGAAUAUUAAGAUGCUGUGCACCGGAGAACCAGACCUAGUGUCAGAGGGACGCAAGAGUUUCCCCAGCAGCCACUCCUCCUUUGCGUUCUCUGGCUUGGGCUUCACCUCCUUCUAUCUGGCUGGGAAGCUGCAGUGCUUCACAGACGGGGGCCGCGGGUGCAGCUGGCGUCUGUGUGCCAUGUUGCUGCCUCUCUACAGCGCUUUGAUGAUCGCCCUGUCCCGCACCUGCGACUACAAACACCACUGGCAAGAUGCCUUUGUUGGAGGGGCGAUCGGCCUGCUUUUUGCCUACAUCUGCUACCGACAGCACUACCCUCCGUUCCUGCACAUGGACUGCCACCUGCCUUAUGCCAGUCUGGACAAAGCCCCCCACCUCAUUUCUGCCCAGGGCGAUCCUCGGGUCCUGCCCACUGAGAACGCCACCAGCCUGCCUCUGAAGGGAAUGACGGAGGGGCCUGUAUGACUCCUGCCCACCCCUACCUCCAGACAGUCUCUAACCCCACCCUCACCCCAGGACCACCCAACCCGCUCCCCCUCUCACUAACUGUAGAUGACUAGCUAGCACUUACAUAUACCAGUGGACAGUGCUGUACCCCCCCUCCCUCUCUCAGUCUUUCUCCCUGUCUCUCACCUCCCUCCAUCCUCACCCUUUGUUUGUUUUGCCUGCCGGAAUCAGCACCCUUUCAGUGGUCUUUAUUUAGAGAGGCUGUGUAUGUAUGGCAUCUGGGAAUAUAGGACAACACUGCUGGAGCAAAAAGGCAAAGCCCUAACCCAACAUUAAAUGGCUAGGAUGCUCAUUACAAGUUGUUGCUCGACAUUUUAUUUACUGCUCACUUUAGGAGAAUGGAGUUAGCUGGUAUAGCGGUUGGUAUCAAUUUGAUGUAGAGUUGGAUGGAAAGCAGAGCGCCUGGUGGUAAAUGCCAUUAAAUGUCACAGCAAUGAGGUGUGUUAGAUGUCACACAGCUCCCCAAUUUGAUUUAUGAGAUAUCUAAUCGCUUUGUCAGUGAUGGAAUUCACACUACAAAAUCUGAUAGCUCACACAUUUCUUACUUUGAGAGAACACAUCAACUAUAAUGGCCAGAUGUAUGGUCACUAAUGUUGUCCAAACUGUAUUCUAUUAUUAUUCAAUUAGCCUUGGUCUUACACCCACAGACGUUGUUUUUGCAUUGUUCACAUCUCUCCUACUGCUGGUUUUCCAUGGAAACAGAAUGAUAAAUAUAACACCAAUAGGUCAUUAUCAAUAAAACGUCACAAUAGCAACCGACUUGGCUGCUGGGGGGGAAAGGAGACUCCCAGUUCCGCUAAAACCAUUGACAACUAUGUGCCGUUUUCAAGGAAUUGUUAAAUAAAUGUUAUUGCUAUUUGGUUUUAAUAUCACACUUAGCUCUAUCAUCAGAGGUUUACAGCAAUCAGUAGACAUAAUUUCAACAACAUCAAGGGCUCCCGAGUGGCACAGCGGUCUAAGGCACUGUUUGAUUCCAGGCUGUAUCACAACUGGCCG
Messenger RNA from Oncorhynchus mykiss (rainbow trout), 1839 nucleotides. RefSeq names its product phospholipid phosphatase 4 (gene plpp4). NCBI's taxonomy places the organism in Eukaryota, Metazoa, Chordata, Actinopteri, Salmoniformes, Salmonidae. The record is from RefSeq and is a predicted model, not a curated record. Gene Ontology annotation, molecular function: phosphatidate phosphatase activity. Gene Ontology annotation, biological process: phospholipid dephosphorylation; phospholipid metabolic process. Gene Ontology annotation, cellular component: membrane.